Messenger RNA from Clupea harengus (Atlantic herring), 8265 nucleotides. It is a transcript of the gene ptprfa, whose product is annotated as protein tyrosine phosphatase receptor type Fa. The transcript has 36 exons. The coding region runs from base 658 to 6450 and encodes 1930 amino acids. Gene Ontology annotation, molecular function: protein tyrosine phosphatase activity; protein binding. Gene Ontology annotation, biological process: protein dephosphorylation. The record is from RefSeq and is a predicted model, not a curated record. Lineage: Eukaryota; Metazoa; Chordata; Actinopteri; Clupeiformes; Clupeidae.
ACACCUAGUGACAUGACGCAUAGACACUGGUUGUGCCUGGGCAAGCCCUGUUCAGAGUCAACUCAGCCUCGUCCCAGGAGAGCAGAGCAGCGGAGAAAGACGGAGAGAAAGACAGAACGAACGAAAGAAAGAAAGAGAGCGCUAGAGAAAGAGAGCAAGGCAGUCCUGUGGGACCUGCUUGUGGAUUCGCUGACGUGCGACUGUGCCAUUCCGGCCAGAUGGAUUAGCUACGAGACCCGGCUCCCACUAACUUUCUACUCCCCCCCCCUAUCUCCCCCCCCUCAACACCUGCCCGUCCACUUCUUCUGUGGUGGCCCCAACCUGUGGCUGCCUGCCUUACCCAUCGCCUACGCUCGAUCUCUCUCUCACUCUCUCCUCACCCUGAACCUGGCUCGGGGAAGGCUAGCACUUUGUGUGUAAGAAGAAGGACUUGCCUUUUGUAUGGUGCAUAUGUUUUGAGGAUAACAUUCAGGCUGCCAAUCUCAUAAUUACAGGCUGUGAAAGAGGGACACUGCUUCUUCCCCCCUCCUUUUGGUUGGGAUUUCUGUUGGAUUUGGAUUUCUGACUUUGGUUAUGGGUAUUAUCCUAUGAUUGCGUGAGCCCACAGCCAUCGAGCAGGAGCAUUGGGAUCCACGGAGAGAGUGCCAACGACAGAUCAUGGUUCCGUGCCACAGACAGCCUGCUCCUCUGGCCAGGAGGCCCAACGUGCUGCUCCCGCUGCUGCUGCUGCUGGUGCUCAGUUGGGCAUCAGGACCGGCCCACGCAGACACCAUGCCCAACUUCGUAAAGUCUCCUGAUGACCAGAUAGGUAUAUCUGGCGGGGUGGCGUCGUUCGUGUGUCAGGCAGGGGGUGAGCCCAAGCCCCGCAUCACCUGGAUGAAGAAGGGGAAGAAAGUCAGCUCUCAGCGCUUUGAGGUGAUUGAGUUUGAUGUGGGCUCCGGGUCAGUGUUGCGUAUCCAGCCUCUACGCACGCACCGAGACGAGGCCAUCUACGAGUGCACGGCCAGCAACAGCGCGGGCGAGAUCAACACCAGCGCCAAGCUCACCGUCCUAGAAGAGGACCAGAUUCCACACGGCUUUCCCACCAUUGACAUGGGGCCCCAGCUGAAGGUGGUGGAGAGGACGCGCACGGCCACCAUGCUGUGCGCCGCCAGCGGCAACCCCGACCCGGAGAUCACCUGGUUCAAGGACUUCCUGCCCGUUGACAUCAACGGCAGCAGCGGCCGCAUCAAGCAGCUCCGCUCAGGUGGUACACCAAUCAGAGGAGCGUUGCAGAUCGAAAACAGCGAGGAAUCGGAUCAGGGCAAGUACGAGUGCGUGGCCAUGAACAGCGCAGGGACGCGAUACUCCGCCCCGGCUAAUCUCUACGUGCGAGUGCGGCGCGUUCCGCCCCGAUUCUCCAUCCCCCCCACCAACCACGAGGUGAUGCCCGGCGGCAGCGUCAACCUCACCUGUGUGGCGGUGGGCGCCCCCAUGCCCUUCGUCAAGUGGAUGACGGGUGAGUUGGAGCUGACCAAGGAGGACGAGAUGCCCAUCGGGCGCAACGUCCUGGAGCUCACCAACAUCCGCCAGUCGGCGAACUACACCUGCGUGGCCAUGUCCUCGCUGGGCAUGAUCGAGACCACCGCACAGAUCACCGUCAAAGCCCUACCCAGAUCUCCGACGUCCCUGAUCGUGACCGAGACCACGGCCACCAGCGUCACCCUGACGUGGGACUCGGGCAACCCAGAGCCUGUGUCCUACUACGUCAUCCAGUACCGGCCCAAGCAGUCGGACAACGGCUUCCAGGAGGUGGACGGCGUGGCGUCCACGCGCUACAGCAUCGGCGGCCUGAGCCCCUACUCGGAGUACGAGUUCCGCGUGAUGGCGGUGAACAAUAUCGGGCGCGGGCCGCCCAGCGGCUCGGUGGACACGCGCACCAGCGAGCAGGCGCCGUCCUCGCCGCCGCUGCACGUGCAGGCGCGCAUGCUCAGCCCCAGCACCAUGCUGGUGCAGUGGAAGCCGCCGGAGGAGCCCAACGGCCAGAUCCGUGGCUACCGCGUCUACUACACGGAGAACCUGCAGGCGCCGCUCAGCACCUGGCAGAAGCACAACACCGACUUCUCGGAGCUGACCACCAUCUCCAGCCUCACGCCCGACAUCACCUACAGCCUGCGCGUGCUCGGCUUCACCUCCGUCGGGGACGGGCCGCCCUCAGAUGUGCUGCAGGUCAAGACCCAGCAAGGAGUGCCUGCCCAGCCUGCAGGCUUCGAGGCGGAGGCUGAGCUGGACACCCGCAUCAUGUUGACUUGGCUCUGGCCUGUACAAGACCAGAUUAUCAAGUACGAGCUCGACUACUGGGAGGCCGACUCAGGAAGCAAGCAACAUGUGACCUUUGACCCUGCUGGCUCGUACGCAGUGGAGGGCCUGAAGCCAGACACCAUGUACAAGUUCUCCCUGGCAGCGCGCUCCGAGAUGGGCCUGGGCGUCUACACACAGCCCAUAAUGGCUCGCACCGCCCAAUCAACUCCAUCGGCCCCCCCUCAGGAGGUACACCUGCUCAGCCUCACCUCCACCAGCAUCAAGGUGAGUUGGACGGCGCCGCCGGCCGCCAGUCGCCACGGCAACAUCGUGCGCUACUCGCUGGCCUAUCAGGCGGCGGCCGGGGAGGACACGGAGCGCCACGAGGUUCCGGACAUCCCCGCCGACGCCUCCAGCCACGUGCUGGACGGCCUGGAGAAGUGGACCGAGUACCAGGUGUGGGUGAGGGCCCACACGGACGUGGGGCCCGGCCCAGAGAGCCCGGGCGCACGGAUCAAAACCAAAGAGGACGUGCCAGGCGCUCCUCCGCGGCGGGUGGAGGCGGAGGCGGUGAACUCGACGGCGCUGCGGGUGACGUGGAAGCCUCCGCUCGCCACCAAGCAGCACGGUCAGAUCCGCGGCUACCAGGUGGUGUACUCGAGGCUGGAGAACGGGGAGCCACGCGGACAGCCUGUCAUCCUGGACGUCGCCCUGCCUGAGGCCCAGUGGGCCGAUGAAGAAUCCACGGACUAUGAGGCCUUCAUAACGGGGCUGCUGGCCGAGACCACCUACUCGGUCACCGUGGCGGCGUACACCACCAAAGGAGAUGGAGCGCGGAGCAAAGCUAAAGUGGUCGUAACGACUGGAGCAGUGCCAGGGAAGCCCACCAUGCUGAUCAGCACCACCAUCGGCAACACGGCGCUGAUCCAGUGGCAGCCGCCCAAGGAGAUGGUGGGCGAGCUGAUGGGCUACCGCCUGCAGUACAAGCGCGAGGAGGAGCGCGUCUUCACCGUGCGCGACUUCCGCAAGGCCGACGACCACUUCACCGUCACCGGCCUGCACAAGGGCGCCACCUACCUGUUCCGGCUGAGCGCCAAGAACCGCGCGGGCAACGGCGAGGAGUACACCAAGGAGAUCAGCACGCCCGAGGACCUUCCGGGCAGCUACCCGCAGAACCUGAGCGUGGUGGGCCUGACCACCACCACCACCAAGCUGGCCUGGGAGCCCCCGCCGCUGGCGGAGCGAAACGGCCGCAUCGUGCAGUACGUGGUGGUGUACCGCGACAUCAACAGCCAGCAGAACCGCACCAACAGCACCACCAACACCACGCUCACCAUCCAGGGCCUGCAGCCGGACACCACCUACGACAUCCGCGUGCGCGCCUUCACCAGCAAGGGAGCGGGGCCCCUCAGUCCCAGCAUUCAGAGCAGGACCAUGUCCACUUCUGUGGCAGAGUUUACCAAAAACUUUGGCGUGACGGUGGUCAUGAAGAGCUCUGUGCUGCUGACAUGGGAAGUCCCGGAAACCUUUAAGUCUCAAGUGCCUUUCAAGAUCCUGUAUAACCAGCAGAGCGUAGAAGUCCAGGGCCACCAGCGGCGGAAGCUGAUCACACGACUGCAGCCCGACACGGACUAUUCGUUUGUUCUGAUGAGCCGGGGAAGCAGCGCCGGGGGUCUGCAGCAGCAGGUGUCCAUCCGGACCGCACCGGACCUGCUCAAGACCAAACCGGCACGCUACAAUGAUGGCCCAGAGGAGGGCGGCAGGCUCACGGUCACACUGCCCAAAGUCCAGAGCGACACUGUCAAGUGGUUCUACAUUGUGGUUGUUCCUGUCACCUCGACUACACAGAGAUGGGAGAACCCAGAGGACAUGGACCUGGAUGAGCUCCUUGAGGCCAAAAGCACAGACAGCAAUGGCGUGCGGAGACGGCGGCAGGCCCAGGACUUCCUGCGGUCGUACAUCGCGGCCAAGCUGGAGAGCCUCCCCGACACCUUCACCCUGGGGGAUGAGAAGAGGUACAACGGCUUCCUCAACAAGCCCCUGCCCGGCCAGCAGAACUACCGCUGCUUCGUGCUGGCAGCGCUCGAAGACAGCGACUCCAAGACGUUUGCAGCGAGCCCGUUCUCAGAGCCGUUGACAGUCAAGCUGCACAGCGGGAUGAGCAUGCACUCGGAGGACCCCGAGAUGCUAUGGGUCAUGGGCCCCGUCCUGGCCGUGGUCCUCAUCGUCAUCAUCGUCAUCGCCAUCCUGCUCUUCAAGAGCAAACAGGAAAGGAAGCGGACGUCUCCUUCAACCAAAGACGAGCACACUGCUGGGGUGAAGGACUGUCUGCUGGCUCAUUCCUCCGACCCUGUGGAGAUGAGGAGACUCAACUACCAGACACAAGGUUCCAGCGCCCCCACCUGCCCGAACACUCCAAGAAUGAGGGAGCACCCACCCAUAUCCACCUCAGACCUGGCCGACCACAUCGACAGACUGAAGGCCAAUGACAGCCUGCGUUUCUCUCAGGAGUAUGAGUCCAUUGAUCCUGGGCAGCAGUUCACCUGGGAGCACUCCAACCUGGAGGUCAACAAGCCAAAGAACCGCUAUGCAAACGUCAUCGCCUACGACCACUCGCGAGUCAUCCUCACACCAGUGGAUGGGGUGCCAGGAAGCGACUACAUCAACGCCAACUACAUCGACGGCUACCGCAAGCAGAACGCCUACAUGGCCACGCAGGGCCCGCUGCCCGAGACGCUCAGCGACUUCUGGAGGAUGGUGUGGGAGCAGCGCACCAGCACCAUCGUCAUGAUGACGCGUCUCGAGGAGAAGUCCAGGGUGAAGUGUGACCAGUACUGGCCCAGCAGAGGAACGGAGACCUACGGCAUGAUCCAAGUCACCAUGCUGGACACCCUGGAGCUGGCCACAUAUAGUGUGCGCACCUUCGCCUUGUACAAGAACGGCUCGAGUGAGAAGCGCGAGGUCCGGCAGUUCCAGUUCAUGGCGUGGCCAGACCACGGCGUGCCCGAGUACCCCACCCCCAUCCUGGCCUUCCUGCGCCGCGUCAAGGCCUGCAACCCCCCCGACGCCGGCUCCAUGGUGGUACACUGCAGUGCUGGCGUGGGCCGUACGGGCUGCUUCAUCGUGAUCGAGGCCAUGCUGGAGCGCAUGAAGCACGAGAAGUCUGUGGACAUCUACGGCCACGUGACGUGCAUGCGCGCCCAGCGCAACUACAUGGUGCAGACGGAGGACCAGUACAUAUUCAUCCACGAGGCCCUGCUGGAGGCCGCCACCUGCGGACAGACCGAGGUGCCCGCCCGCAACCUCUACGCCCACAUCCAGAAGCUCACGCAGGUGCCGCCUGGGGACACCGUCACCGCCAUGGAGCUGGAGUUCAAGAAGCUGGCCAACUCCAAAGCACAUACCUCAAGAUUCAUCAGUGCCAACCUGCCGUGCAACAAGUUCAAGAACCGGCUGGUGAACAUCAUGCCCUUCGAGUCGACCCGCGUCUGCCUGCAGCCCAUCCGCGGGGUGGAGGGGUCCGAUUACAUCAAUGCCAGCUUCCUUGACGGAUACAGGCAGCAGAAGGCUUACAUUGCAACGCAGGGCCCCCUGGCUGAGACCACUGAGGACUUCUGGAGGAUGCUGUGGGAACACAACUCUACCAUCGUGGUCAUGCUCACCAAACUGAGGGAGAUGGGCCGAGAGAAGUGCCAUCAGUACUGGCCAGCCGAGCGCUCUGCCCGCUACCAGUACUUCGUGGUGGACCCCAUGGCCGAGUACAACAUGCCCCAGUACAUCCUCCGAGAGUUCAAGGUCACAGAUGCCAGGGAUGGCCAGUCCAGGACUAUUCGCCAGUUCCAGUUCACUGAUUGGCCGGAGCAAGGCGUGCCAAAGACUGGAGAGGGCUUCAUCGACUUCAUCGGCCAGGUGCACAAAACCAAGGAGCAGUUCGGCCAGGACGGACCAAUCACUGUGCACUGCAGUGCUGGUGUUGGGCGGACGGGCGUCUUCAUCACCUUGAGCAUCGUGCUGGAGAGGAUGAGAUACGAGGGCGUGGUGGACCUCUUCCAGACCGUCAAGACACUGCGCACCCAGAGACCAGCCAUGGUGCAGACAGAGGACCAGUAUCAGCUAUGUUACCGGGCAGCUCUGGAGUACCUGGGCAGCUUUGAUCACUAUGCAACGUAACCGCUCCCCCCUACAACAGCACCGGCGUAUCUCCUCCUCCCCCCCCCCCCCCCUCCCUUCAGCUGGGCUUUGGAUCUCCUGGGCAACACCCACCCAGCCAGUUCUCUUCCAGAAGCUUCCCUGGGGGGGUGGAGGUUAUGAGGGGUGGGGUGGGGAUUGAGGAUCACAGGUGAUGGUGGGGGGGGUGGUAGGUGACACUGGAUGGCCUCCCCUUUUUUUUGGAGCAACACCCAAGGACUGGCACAACAAACUUGCUUUAUCCACCCCCGUCACACACAAACACAACAAAUAAGUAAGCUCCCUUCAAAACGACAAGCCUGACCAGACAAGAAAAGCAACCAUUCUGAUGUCUCCAAUGCACAAUGGCUUCCCGCCCCCCCCCCCCCCGUUCAUGCCUCCUGCUGAUCAACAAGAUUUAUGUUAAUGUUGUUCAAUAAUCCUUGCCAUGAUCAUCGCCAUUACUAUCAUAUUAUUGUUAUUAUUGCAUUAUCUAGAUUUUAUCAUAAUGUUUGUUAUUUUUAAUCAUUUACACUGGUUCUUGUAUGUACAUCUAAGGGGUCUACUUUUUCCAUGGUUAUUCAUAUUUGACUUUUUUGUAUGUUUUAUUUACUUUUAAAUUUUAUAGUCAUAGCACGGGGGGCAUGUGUUUUUGAUAUGCCCUGGCGUUACUAAUAUUAAAGUACACAUACUCAGUGCUGCUACUGAUGAUUUCUUUGUCGUCAUCGUCAUUAUAUUAUCACUUUCUGAUUCUCCACUCACUCAUUGCAUUCGUCUGGGGAAGGGGAACAACCUUUUUAUAAGCCUUUUCAUCUCCUGAUACUUUAUAGAAUGAUUAUCUAUAUUAAAAAAAGAGAUCAAAUGCAUACAGAGUUAGCGGACUUACAUAAACUUAUUGUUAUAAAAGAAAAAAAAACUAAAUAGACUAAUGAAUCUUGAGGACAAUGCCAUGUACAGAUUCGGGCGUCGCUCUCAAUAGCUGUAAACUGUGACUUUUUUUUCUCUCUCUUUCUCUCUAUCUCUGCGAGCGUGUCGCUCGAAAGACCUCAUCUCACACUGAACGACAGAAGUGUUCUGAGACGGUGUUAUGUCAUGUACCAGUGACGCCUCGCAUAACCACACACACACACACACACACACUCAAGUACACACAGACCCCAGGUCUUACUCCCGAGGAUCCUGAGAGAAAUCCCCCCCCCCCUGGGUCCUGACCCCGCCCAAGAGAUGAGAGACACGGACUCAUGUAUAGCGCUUAGCCUCCUCAUAGAGCUUCUGAAGAGUGUUUUCACAUGGCCAAAGCAGUAUCUCAACUCCAAUGUAUCAACUCAAUGAUGGCCUGUUCGGUUUGAUCGGAAACACCCUUAUUUCAUUAUUUUAUUUUUGCGUCCGAAACGACCCCAGAUUCACUGGCCUGGUCAUGGUGGAGGACCGUCCCUGACUCAUCGUGCACAGCUGGUGCUCCGCAGCUGCCGUACUCUCACCUCUGAGGUUCUCCUACAGCCACUGAAGAACCGCAGCUCUAGAACAUCCGGAAAACAAAGAACCAAGAGUCACAUUCUUCGCUAGGCCAGAAAACUGCAAAAAAAAAGAAAAAACCUGUGGUAAAUUUGUUGUACGCGGGGAAAACCUGGGGGCCAAGAAAACCAUUUCACUUUGUGUCGGCAUAGUGCUGUAGGGGUCAACUCUGUUGUACAUGCAGUCUGUUUUCUAUUUGUCACUAUGACGACAGCCACAACAACAAGAAAAAAAACAACAGUGAGAAAAAAUGUUGCAAAUACCUUGAUGUUAAUAAAGUUGAAUAAAUGGGUUUUGUACAAA